UUUUAUAUCCCAUUAUCCAAAAACAAAACAAAGAAAGAGAGAAGAAAUCAGCGGCAAGCGGAAACUCUUGGACUCUUGAGACAAGCAGACAGGCGAAGUAGACAACGAAAAGAAGACAUGGCGCUUGUACCCGCAGCACACGGACCGGUGUUCGCGGAGGUCGACAUGGGUGUCGACUCGUCCGCACCCACGGUGGUCCGAGUCACCGUGGUCCAGGCCUCAACUGUUUUCUACGACACCCCUGCCACUCUAGAUAAGGCUGAAAGGUUGCUGGCUGAAGCUGCCGGGUAUGGAGCCCAGCUGGUUGUGUUUCCAGAAGCAUUUGUGGGUGGUUAUCCGCGAGGUUCAAAUUUCGGUGUUACAAUUGGGAACCGAACAGCAAAGGGUAAAGAGGAGUUCCGCAAGUACCAUGCUUCAGCCAUUGAUGUACCUGGUCCUGAAGUUGACCGGUUAGCAGCAAUGGCUGGAAAGUAUAAGGUGUAUCUGGUAAUGGGUGUGAUAGAAAGAGAUGGAUAUACACUCUACUGUACUGUUCUGUUCUUUGAUUCUCAAGGUCGUUACUUGGGAAAGCAUCGGAAAGUUAUGCCAACAGCAUUGGAGCGUAUCAUUUGGGGAUUUGGAGAUGGAUCGACAAUUCCAGUCUUUGAAACUCCAAUCGGAAAAUUAGGCGCUGCCAUUUGUUGGGAAAACAGAAUGCCUCUUCUAAGGACUGCCAUGUAUGCUAAAGGGGUUGAAAUAUACUGUGCACCUACAGCUGAUUCCAGGGAAAUAUGGCAAGCAUCAAUGACCCAUAUUGCUCUUGAGGGUGGAUGUUUUGUUUUAUCAGCCAACCAAUUCUGUCGAAGGAAAGAUUACCCACCCCCUCCAGAAUAUGUAUUUUCAGGCACAGAAGAGGACCUCACGCCGGAUUCUGUUGUCUGUGCUGGAGGUAGUGUCAUUAUAUCACCAUCAGGGACUGUUCUGGCAGGACCAAAUUAUGAUGGGGAGGCACUCAUCUCAGCAGAUCUAGAUCUUGGAGAAAUAGCACGGGCAAAAUUUGAUUUUGAUGUGGUUGGACACUAUUCAAGGCCUGAAGUACUAAGCUUGAUUGUGAGGGACCACCCAACACAACCGGUUACUUUCACAUCAACAUCAGAGAAAACUGAUGGCCCUCAUAAGUAAUUGUAAUUUUUGCCAGCCAGCAAUUAGUGUACUCCCGCAAAAUGUAGGCUUUGUGAAUUGUCAUCAAUAAUUGGGAUUAGUUUUGACGUCUGUAUUACUGUCUCUGGUCAUUGUUGUAUCUUGAGGUGUUUAUAUGAAGAAGAAAAAAAUGUAAUUUGAACAAAAUUUGGUCUCCUUAUUACAGGCCAAAAAGAAAACUUAGUUGUGUGAGACUACUCUCGCUUCCUAGAAGUGAUGUGUAAGUAUCUCAUAAUCACCCUAAGCUCAGUGGUUACUGCCCUGGACUCAUUUCCUA
Molecule: messenger RNA, 1456 nt
Organism: Quercus robur (English oak)
Lineage: Eukaryota; Viridiplantae; Streptophyta; Magnoliopsida; Fagales; Fagaceae
Product: bifunctional nitrilase/nitrile hydratase NIT4B
Exons: 5
Coding region: 118-1161 (347 amino acids)
Biological process (GO): detoxification of nitrogen compound
Molecular function (GO): nitrilase activity; nitrile hydratase activity
Source: RefSeq, a predicted model, not a curated record